Danio rerio (zebrafish) is the source of this 3092-nucleotide messenger RNA. It is a transcript of the gene proza, whose product is annotated as protein Z, vitamin K-dependent plasma glycoprotein a. Gene Ontology annotation, molecular function: calcium ion binding; serine-type endopeptidase activity. Lineage: Eukaryota; Metazoa; Chordata; Actinopteri; Cypriniformes; Danionidae. Gene Ontology annotation, biological process: system development; proteolysis; blood coagulation. Gene Ontology annotation, cellular component: extracellular region. The record is from RefSeq and is marked validated.
ACUCCAUCAUCGCUUCAGAUCUGCGUCACGGCUUCAGCGGAGCGCUUCCUCCGUCAUCAUGGCUUGUCUCGGAAUAUAUCUUUCCCUCGCAGUUUUGUUUGGCUUCGUGACCGCCGGAUUACACAAAAGAUCAGCCCCUGUGUUCCUGGAGAAGUGGGACGCGCUCAACGUGAUCUCCCGUCAGAAGAGGAGCAACACUGGAGAUGAGGAGACCAAACUCCCCGCUAACCUGGAGAGGGAGUGCCUAGAGGAAGUGUGUGACUAUGAGGAGGCCAGAGAGGUGUUCCAGGACAACUACAGGACAGACAUCUUCUGGUCGGUCUACAUCGAUGGUGACCAGUGUGCUGACCAGCCAUGCAAAAAUGGAGCCAUGUGUUCAGAUAGUGUGGGGGGGUACGACUGCAUCUGUAAAUCCGGCUUCACGGGAACACACUGUGAGACAGAUCAGACGGUGUGUUUAAUAGAUAAGAGCAAGGGCUGCAGUCAGUUCUGUAAGCCGGGCUAUCAUUCAUACGAGUGCUCCUGCGCUUACGGCUGGAAACUGCAGCAGAAGGAGAAGUGUGUGCCCGCAGUGACGUUUCCCUGUGGUAAAGUGGGCAGCGUGAGUCAGUGGGAGCGACGGCAGUCAGAAAACAUCAAGUCGGAAUAUGAAGGAUUCCCCUGCGGCCCGGAGGAGUGUCCCUGGCAGGCGAUGCUCCUGCGGGGAUCCUCCGGCUUCUGCAGCGGCGUCAUCCUGAAGGAGAAUCUGGUUCUGACCACUGCGCAGUGUGCCAGAAAACACCCCGACUUCCAGGUGGCAGUGGGUAAGCGUAUGACGAUGUUCGAGUCGUCAGGUCAGACUCUGGCGGUCCGGCAGGUGCACCUCCACCCUCUGCACAGCACAGGUACAGCUGAGAAUGACCUGGCGCUGCUGGAGCUCCGGGACAGGAUCAUCUUCAAGAAGAGCGUGGCGGCGGCCUGCCUUCCAGAGAGAGACUUUGCAGACCGCGUGCUGACGGCGGGACAGUACAUGGGCGUGGUCACCGGCUGGAAGGACACGCCCACUGAGGACGGCAUUGAAGGACACCUGCUGCUGAACCACCUGUCCUAUCAAACACUGCAGGACUGCUCACGGCAACACUCCGCUCAGGUGUCCAGUAAUAAGCUGAUGUGCAGUCUGCCGCGGGCUAAAGCAGACUGUGUGUUUGGGCAGGGCAGUCCAGUGCUGACGCUGCACCGGGAGGUCUUCUUCCUGACGGGGAUGGUGAGCCGGCCGGCGGGAGCCGACUGCAGGAGCGGAUACAUCUUACAGAAAGUGUCUCGCGCUCUGCCGUGGUUAAACUCUAUCAUGAGCCCGUAAUUAAAGCAGGGACGUGUUAAUAUGGUAAACUACCCACCCUAAAGCUAACACUGCUCUUACACAGAGGCUGUGUCCUGUUCUAGUCCAGAUAUCUACAAACUCUCUCUUGACCUGUGCUUGUAGUCUGAUUAGCACAUGUUAUGCAUGAUUCACUCCACUACACAUUCAGUUAUUUUCCCUCAGCUUCACCACAGCGGAAUGAACCGACAACUUAAUCCAGCUUAUGUUUUACACAGUGGAUGCCCUUCUAGCCGCAACCCAAUACUGGGAAACACUCAUUCACACACACACACACACACACACACACACACACACACCAGUGUAGUUGAUCAGUUCCCCUAUAGCGCAUGUGUUUGGACUGAAACCGGAGCACCCGGAGGAAACCCACAACAACACAGGGAGAACAUGCAAACUCCACACAGAAACACCAACUGACCCAGCCGAGACUCAAACCAGAUGGUGCUACUCACUGCGCCACCCUGACGCCCCCUUUCAGAAUCAUCCUAAUCAAUAUGAAUGCAUUCGGUGACUCUGUAGGGAGCCAUUCUCACUAUUCACUAGUAGCUUAUUAGUGUGCGUGUUAUUGAGAUAUUGGCUGCUUAUUAGUACUUAUAAAGCACAUGAUCAUAUUCUACAUCCCUAAUCCAACACCUAAACUACCUUAAUAACUCUAUAAGCAGGUAAGUUGGAGUUUACUGAAGCAACAUGGUCUGCUGAGAGCGAGAACUGAACCUUACUUACCAAGUAUAACUAAUGAUAUCGUAAUAUAUAUAUCACAAUAUAUAGAGCUGAAAAUGACUAUCCCAAUGCCAGAUAUUUCCCAAUAGGAGUGUGUAAUAAUCUUAUUUACGCUUCCUCCACUGUCAGGUGAUUGAGCUUGUGUUGUCUGAUGUCUGAACACAACACUAUACUCUAGUCUAGUGUCGAGAGUAAGAGUGUGUGGAUAUCUGGACGACAGAGCUGUGUCUGCAGUGUCAUACAUCUCUUAUUUGUACCGUUUACACUGUCCUUGUGUCCACUUACACAGAGAGCAGGCUGUUCUGCUGUAGUUCAGGGACUAAACGCAUGAGCCGAGGCUGAAGAGCACGACGGCUGCUCCAGAUGUGCAUGUGCAGCGAUCAGCCCACCCUUCACUGCUGUGGGGGUAACAGCAUCAUAUAUCAGCAUUAAGCCUAAAAACACUGUUGAAAUGCAGAGAUACCGUCAUGCUAACUGUACAUUCAUUAACCGUUAUCAUUGAGUUUGCUUCUGUUCAAUGUGACUGCAGCAUUACUCUACUCCUGACACUGUAUAUUGGUUCAGUAAUGACUAUACUAGUGAAGCAGUGAUUUAACAACAGAAACCCGGCGGUUAUUGGAGUAGAUGUAAGUCGGAGUCGUGUGUAGAUGUUGCAGACGCUCUCCUGCUCGGCUGUUGUGCAGUGAUGUGUUGUUAUAUCUCCUUAAAGGCUCAGUUCACCCACAGAUGAAGACGUGCUCUGCUUACUCUCCCUCUAGUGGUGUUAAACCGUCAUGAGUGUCUUUCUCCUGUUGAACACUGAAGAAGAUAUUUUGAAGUAUGUUGAAAACCGGUAACCAUUGACUUCCAUAGGAAAAACACACACAUGUUGAAGGGGGCGGGGCAUGUCGGACACUAGAGUGGAUUUGAUUGGUCAGGAGUGUUGAUGAGAGGCUCUAGAGAGUGUCAGGAAUGUUGAUCUGUGCAUUGUGUUUUUGAAUAAUUGUGGUUUUAAUAAAAGUAUUAAUGCUACACA